Ilex paraguariensis (yerba mate) is the source of this 447-nucleotide messenger RNA. The record is from the annotation of a GenBank genome assembly. NCBI's taxonomy places the organism in Eukaryota, Viridiplantae, Streptophyta, Magnoliopsida, Aquifoliales, Aquifoliaceae.
AUGAAUUUCUUUAAAGUAGACGCGACGACGUACAAGUUACUAUACAAAAAUUUUUGGCAAUUUGAUUUGAAGUUGAAGUUUCGUCCAUCAAACUUUAGAAAGAGAGGAGAGGCAAUAGUAGGAAUCCAUUCAAAGAAUUUAGAAAAGCUUAAAGAAGGUCUUCAAAGAAAGAAGUCGGUGUUCGAAAGAAUGUCAAAAGUGGGUAUCAUUACUGUCACCCUUGAAACCGUCAGAAUACUUGGCGGUGGGCUCCAUGCAAUUUCGAAGCAUGGCCCUAUGAAGGCUGGAAUGUUGUUUCUCAAACAUUAUCAAUGGUCAAAUCAGACCGAUAGUUCCGAUCGAUUGCUAGAGAGAAUAAAUUAUUUAAAGAGGCUUUUCAGUGAUUACGUAAAGAAUGAUAAGAGGAUGAAAGAACUACUAUUGAAGAAACUUACGGAUGUUGAGUAG